Molecule: messenger RNA, 1211 nt
Organism: Prorocentrum cordatum
Lineage: Eukaryota; Dinophyceae; Prorocentrales; Prorocentraceae
Source: the annotation of a GenBank genome assembly
AUGCACGUCGAGGGAGUAGAGUCGCAGACGCAGUGGCCGAGCAAGAAGCGCAGAUGCACAGACGCGGAGAUCGCCUGGUAUGAAUGGGCGAUGGCUACAGCAAGUUCCAUCAGAGCCAAGAUAACGAUAUCCAGGACUGGCUACAGCAAGAAAGUGAAGGCUGACCGAAGCGAGAAGGAGUCCAAGUGGAUACCAAUGGGGUUGCCACGUCUCCACAGAGCCUCGGGCGGGUCUCCAGGGACUUUUCCGAUGCGCCACCGGAGGUUCUCGGCAGGCAGGCAGACCGAGGCACGACCAGAGGCGCACGACAGGUACUCGACAGGCGGACAGAUCCAGAACACAGAGGCUACCCACAUGAGGUGCGACCUCCAGGCCAAGGCGUACUGCAUGCAGAAGGACCCGAAGCCCACCCACAUGAGCUACGCUUUGGAGGCAAUGCAGUUCAGCACAAAGCAGCACUCCCCACGGGAGUGGCUGCCGACCCUCCGGGGCAGCCUGGUCGCGCGCGGCAAGGCCUGCCUUGGCCCCCCCGCCCUCGCUAACGCCGCCGCGCUGCUGGAAUUCGACGGCCCGGAAAUUGAGAAGCAGCUCGAGUCGGGACCAGCCAGGCGGUGCCGACGGCCCGUGGAGAGGGCCCCGAAGAAGGUCGAGAGGCAGCUCGAGGCUGCGGGAGGCAUGCAGCGCGCCGGGCCUCGCCACGCGGCCGGCGGCGGAGGCCUGCCGCCCGCUGCCGCGCAGAGCCCCGAGAGGCAGAAGGACGCCGCCAAGAAGGCGAUGACCUUAGCGCUGGUUACCGCGCGGCGAUAUGUACACGGAUCUCCGGCAAGGCUGCUGGUCUCCGUGCUCCUGCUCUCCGCCACGGGCCUCUACCUCACCCUGCCCCCCGCGGACGACGGCGCGGCGCUGUCCUCGCCACGCAGACAGGCCCUGCGCGGCGAGGCCGCGCGGCCGCUCGCCGAGGAGGCCGCGCGGCGAGACCGCGUCGAGGCGGACGGGCUGGUCCGAGGAGCGGCUCCUGGAGCGGCCCAGGAGCGCCUCGCGCGGGCGCGCGAGACGGGCGGGUUCACGUGCCUCGACGGCAGCUACUUCGACAGCAUCGAGGUAUUGAAUGACGAUUUCUGUGAUUGUCCAGACGGGAGUGACGAGCCUGGGACUUCGGCAUGCUCUGGGGUGCUCGCGUCACCGAGCGCGCUGCCCGGCUUCUCGUGCAG